CCAUGCCCCCCCGCCCUUCGCCCGGGUGGCGGUAGUCAGUAACAAGUUAAGCAAAGCCGUGGCAGCUUUUUAUACACCAGGGGAGGCCCACCCUUCCCCAACAGGGCUGUGAAAGAAACCCAAAGUCGUGACUCUGGCAGCACCCUGCGUGCCUCCAGAAGCCCCGCUCCGAGUUCAUCCCACCAGCAAGGCUGUGCAGCGCGGGAGCCGAGUGCCUUAUGAUUGGGUGUGCCUGACUGCAUCAGCCUUUGGAUGUGAGUGUCUUCUCUUGAAACAGCCUUGUGAUAUUCUAGCUGCCUGUUUUCUUGGGAGAUCCCUUGGAAGAAGCUGUCUGUUCGUCUGUCUUGGUGCCUGACGGGGCUGCUGUGCUUCCAGAUUUGAACCAUGUCCCACCCGUCCUGGCUGCCGCCCAAGAGUACCAACGAGCCUGUUGGUCACGUUACAGCAAGGAUGGAGACCACUCAUGCCUUUGGGACUCCCAGCAUCUCAGUGUCCACCCAACAGACGCCAAAGAAGUUUGCACCCGUUGUUGCCCCCAAACCAAAGUACAACCCAUACAAGCAACCAGGAGGUGAUGGAGACUUCCUUCCUCCACCUCCGCCUCCUGUUGAUGACCUCGGGAAUAUCACAUCACAAGGUGCCUUUCCCCCCCCGCCCCCUCUGGAUGACGUUGCUUUCAAUGUGCAGGUGAAUCCUGGUGGCAAGACACUUGAGGAGAGGCGCUCCAGCCUGGAUGCAGAGAUCGACUCCCUCACCAGCAUCCUGGCCGAUCUAGAGAGCAGCUCUCCCUACAAACCGCGGAUCCAACAGGGCUCCGGGACCUCCAGCUCGGCUGCCACCACUCCGUCUGUGUCCACCCCCGUCACCGGCCACAAGCGGAUGAUCAUUCCCAACCAACCUCCCCUCACCGCCACCAAGAAGUCCACUGCCAAGGGGCCUGGCCAGCCGGCACCCAUCCCAGUCACGCCCAUCGGCACCCUGAAGCCUCAGCCGGUUCCGGCCUCCUACACCACAGCCUCCACACCCAGCCGCCCGACCUUCAACGUCCAGGUGAGGACGGCGCAGCCCAGCCCUCACUACCAGCCGCCUGGCCCGCAGCCCACGCACUAUGGCAGCCUGGGGCCCGGCCAGCCCUAUGCAGCCCCACCGGCCCACCCGCCCGGUGCCCAGCAGUAUGGCUCACCACAGCACCGUGGGCCCGACUACGGUUAUGCCCCACCGCCUGCCCGUCCUUCAGAGCCCAGCUAUGGCUAUGCACCUCAGCAAAGCCGCUACCAGGACCCGUAUUACGGCGGAUAUGGAGGGAGGAAUGGCUCUGAAGCACCCUACGUGCCACAGAGCGCCUGGAAGGUUGAGCCAGCGUAUCCUAGUGGUAACACUGUGGGCCAGGCUCCUUCUGGGCUGUACCAGCCUCCUGGCACAAAGAAGACCUACAUCACGGACCCAGUGCUGGCCCCGCAGCCACUGCAGCAAAAGAGUGGGUAUCCAAGCUCUGGACCCACAACAAGCACUCCUGCCUUCAGGCCUGAAGAUGAGCUGGAACAUCUGACGAAGAAAAUGCUGUAUGACAUGGAGAAUCCUCCCUCUGAUGACUACUUUGGCCGCUGUGCUCGCUGUGGGGAGAAUGUUGUUGGGGAAGGCACUGGCUGCACAGCCAUGGACCAGGUCUUCCACGUGGAGUGCUUCACCUGCAUGAUGUGCAAGAACAAGCUGAGGGGGCAGCCUUUCUACGCAGUAGAGAAGAAAGCCUACUGUGAACCCUGCUAUAUUAAAACACUGGAGCAGUGCAGUGUAUGUGCAAAGCCCAUCAUGGAAAGGAUCCUCCGAGCCACCGGGAAGGCCUACCAUCCCCACUGCUUCACCUGUGUCAUGUGCCAUCGCAGCCUGGAUGGGAUUCCCUUCACCGUGGAUGCUGGUGGGAACAUCCACUGCAUCGAGGAUUUCCAUAAGAAAUUUGCACCAAGAUGUUCAGUGUGUAAGGAGCCCAUCAUGCCAGCCCCAGGACAAGAGGAGACUGUACGCAUUGUCGCCCUGGAUCGUGACUUCCAUGUCCAGUGCUACCGGUGUGAGGACUGUGGCGGCCUCCUGUCUGAGGGGGACAAUCAGGGCUGUUACCCUCUGGACGGGCACAUCCUUUGCAAGACCUGCAACUCAGCUCGGAUCCAGGCUCUGACCGCCAAGGCCAGCACUGAUCUCUGAGUACCAACUGUGACCCUCCCCAGGAUGCCUGCUGGGGGAAUUGCACAAGCUUUGCAUGAUUUCUUUCCAGCCUAGGGCCUGAAUCUUUGUUUGUUUGUUUGUGUGUUUGUUUUAAAAAAAAAAGUAAAACUGGAAGGCCUUGGAGCAAGAGGGCGGUUCUGUGGCCAUGUUCAGACUGCCAGCAACAGGCACCUAACUUAGGCGUGAGUCUUCCAAAGGUUGGCAAGUCUGACCACCAGCUGCUAAGUUAUCUGCCUGUGGAAGAAGCUCUGAACUGGUGAAAUGUAGCUGAGCUAGUUCCUUUUUCCAAGUUAUUUUGGAAAUCUGAUCAGGUAUGGGGAUCUUCUUUGAUUUUAAUGGAUCACCAGCAGAAGUAGCUCUACUGUCACAGAGGAUGUGAAGCCAGUGUGAGAGCAGAACUAGCACUCCUCAUUGCAACUCAAACAACGCAACUUUGGCAGUACUGCACCUAAGGGUGUAGAUGUGACCUUGAGCUUUUUGGGACACAGAUUUGUUGUCUAUGUAUUUCUUCUUAGGUCCUUACUUGUCUCCAUUCCCUUCCAGUUCUAUAGUUGUUUUUUUUUUUUCUUUUUCUUAUGGAAUUAUAUUUUUGCUAUUACAUGAACUUAUUCAGUAGUGAUGCUUCCAAUUCACAAUAUAUGAGCAACCACAGAAAGAUGUGAGCUUGCACACACACACACACACAUACACACACACACACAAUGUGCUUUUGAUUUACUAGAGGUAUAAGCCAAUCAUGUCUGCUGAGAAGGUCUUUCAAGGAUCUGGGUCUGAAACACUCUUUAAAAAUCCCAGUGGUUAAAUUAAAAAAAAAUAGACUACACAGAACUGCAGUGCAAAGCGAUGCUCAAAAAAAUCUUGUGCCACUCACUGUAGUGGGACCAAUGGCUGUGCUGGCUUCUGGGUAGAUAUUUAAGCACUGGAGUCUUGUUCUGUUGUUUAUUGAAAUGGGAGGAUUUUCCUUCAGCUGUAACAGGAACUGAAGCAGGGAUAGACGUCUCUGUGAAGUUAACACGCAUGGUCUGGAGCUCCCAUUGGAAAAGGAAUCUUAUUCCAACAACGGCCAAAGAGCCGUGCAGUUGUUCAGUUUUUGUCUUAAAGCUGAAGAAGGUGUUAAACCCUUCUCUGUGCCAUCCCAAAAAGCAAAUGGUUUUCUUUUUCUUUCAUUUUCAUCCCAGCCACUUAUUACUCCUCUCUGGUGAAAUGUCAUUGCAGAAGAGUGCUGGGCCAGGAGCAGUACUUUCAUCUUCUGUCCAGAGGUAAUACAUGUGCCAAGGUAAAUAAAAAGCUGGGCAGAGAUAACCUUUCUUUUUGUCAUGUUGGUGUUCGUGGGCUUUUUUUAAUUUAUUUUUUUUUCACUUUGCUAAUUAAGAAAAUAAAUUAUAAAUUCAUGGCUCUGAGCAGCUAUAAUAUUCUUGUUCAUGAAACCCAUAAUAACUAAGGUGCAAAUUACAUAGUGAGGGAGUAAUUUUCAUAUCACUGAAUUGACAUUAAUAUCUUAUUUGCAGAUGUAAUCAAAGAGAAUACCUUUCUUUGCUCUUAACAAAUUAAGAAGCAGAACUGAAACAGUUGCAGGCUGAUUGACCAUAUUAGUGACAAACUGGGACUUUUCAACAGUAUUAGGAGAAUUUUUUCAUGUGCCCACUGAAAAACAAUGAAAAUGUAGUGCUUUCAUCUUCAGUCUCUAUAACAGAAACCUGAUACAAUAAUCCUAAUGCUGGGAGAAAAGAAAAAAGAAGUUAGAUGAGUUGGACUGAUAGGAAACAAAGAAAAACUGAAAUAGUCACCACAGCUCUUGCAAAUGGUGCAUUUGUUUCCAGUUUAGCACUAACCUCUAUGGAAGAGCCCUGUGAACUGUAAUAGCUUUAGCUGUAUACAGUAAAUUCAAACACAGAAAUACCAAUCUGAAACCUCUGUUCCUCACAUGGUUUGUAUGUUUGCAGACUCCUUCGGUGUCAGGGAAGAUUCCCAAAAUUCACAGCUCAAAAUGAAUCCUUCUUUGUAGAAGGGUGGCAUCAUUAAGCAAAAGAAAUCGUUCUCCACCAUAGCGGCUGUACUGAAGCCGUUUGCCUUUUAAUACUAGAUUUCUGCCCUGGCCUUCAACAAUUUUACUGCCUCAGACAUAAACAGACUUUUUUGCAGGGCGACUCCUGCCAGAUUCCAUCUGGGCUCCUGCUCCCUGAACCGUGGCACGUAAGAUUCUUCUGAGCUCGCUUUUUACAGGCAGCCCCUUCACACGGCAGUCAAAAACUCUUGCAACUAGUGAGUGAAUCCAAUUUGAAUUAACCCUACAGGAACACUGGAGUAUAGAGCUAGGGUUGCUAAUACUGCUGGUUUUACAUCUCUGCAAUCACAGGGGAGGACCUGAUGUGUCCCAGCAUACAAGAAGCCAUUCAUCAGGCAGCUCAGAACUUUGUUCUCGUUAGUGUUAAAUCAGGUGGCUGAUGAGACUCUCAUGAAUACCACUGGGGUAAGUGAUGGAAACUAGCUUAUGUAUCUGCCUGCAGAUGUGGCCUAGACUCAGGAGGACUGAAGUCCAGAGCCCUUUUCAUGGUCAUGGUGUAGGCUAGAAUUGGGAAAGUCGUAUGGCUUCUUGUCCUUUGUACGAGAAAGCUUCUUUACAACUUCCCAGAGAUGCUGUGAGAAUUAAACUAGUCAAAGAUUGGCCUAAACUCCUGAUUUUGGAGUUUUGUUUUCUCCUUCCAGAAAAGUUUGCUGGUAUGUAGGUUUGGGACUCCAGCCCAUUUCAAAGCUAAGGGCCAGCCAGGAGGUGUAGAUCUCAAUCUGUGUUAUUUAGGGUGCUGUGGUGAGCUGGGCUGGUGGGCAGCGAGGUGAGAGCCAAACUUUUCACACAUUAAAUACCCAAUGGAUGAAAAGUGGUUGUCAAAGAUUGAGUCGUGUUAUUGUUUGAGGUACUGUGGCUAAUUUCUGGUCCUGAUGUAUCUGGGCAAAGGUACUAUCGUGCUUUUGUUUUCACCCCUGAAACACCAAAGCCAUCUGCCUGUUGGAAAGAUUAAGCAUUCAAAACAGUUCUCUUUGUUUUUUGUUAUGCAAGUUGUUUUGGCUUCUAAAAUUGCUGUAAACAUAUUUGUAAGACAGUGCAUAUAUGUAUAUGUACAUAUAUAUGUAUGUAAGUAACACAGAGGCUCUCAUCAGCCACCUGUUCAUGGAAAGCUCCCCUCUGAUGCUUCAGGAUUUGACUAGAUAAUGCUGGUGGAUUUAUCUUAGUUGCACUGCAGUUAAGAACCACUGGGAUAUUCCUGCAUCACAAUAUUUAUCACAUUUUGCAAUACAAGCUCAUUUAUCUGUUCCAAAAAGGAGGUUUUUGCCAAAGAGACCUUACCUUUUUAAGGUGCACAUGUUAGCCAUAAAAAAAAACCCAUACAUAUAUAUAUAUAUACAUAUCACUUCAUUUUUGCCUGUGGUAAAGUCUAGACUGUUCUUUUCAGAAAGAAUUGGAAGAUCACACAGACACCUCUGUUUGAGUCUGCAGAGUUUUUGCUUGUGCUGCUUUGGCCUCUUUGAGCAUUUGUUGGCAAGUAGGGCCUGAUCCUGUGAUUUGUGUGGCCAGACAGGGCACAGAAGGGUCCAGGAAUCAGGUUCUAAUUUAGCAAAAUACUUAAGCCCGUGGGGAUUGUUUAAGCAUAGGCUUAAAGCCAUUGCGUGGUGUGUUAUAAGCUAUGGGUCUGCAGUCGUUAAUGCCAGACUGCCUCUGCAUCACCCCAUCUGACAAAUUGGAACUUGGUAGGAUGGGGCCACAGUCAAAUUUAUGCUAAACUCACUUGAACGUGUGGUACAGCUCCUGUGUCACCUUUAUUCAGGAAUGCAAACAGCAGGAGGUCGAAAGUAACGUCUGGACAUCAGGAGGGUGAGCUGUUACAGGAUCAGUGCUUGGCAUGGGGUGGCUGUGGCACUUUCCAUAUGUCACAAGUAGCCCCACAGCCAGAUUUACUCUGUCUUUGAACCAUGGCUUUAAAUGUCUGCUUAAAGUUUCUCCCAAAGCUUGGGUUGCCUUGGUUACAGCCCAAUCCUUAUGCACAUCCCCAAGGCUAACACUACAAUUUUAUGAAUGUGAUGGUUUUAUUGUCACUUAUUUUAAUCGUUGCCUGAGCGUUCCUUUUAAAAACAGAAAGCAACACCAUUGCUUUAGCUUAUCAGUUAAUGCACCUUUGAUUUUGUUGGGUUUUUUAAAUGUAUUAAUUCUUGGAUUUUUAUCACAACUGCAAAACACUUGGGUAAUGACUUAAUCAUAGAGGUGUGAAAGUAGCAAAGUAUUCAUCGGAGUGGACACUACAUAAGGUGUUCAGCCUGAUGGCAGGUUUGCAAAACUUCCCUGGGAUAUGGGCCUUACAUUGAUUUCCUGCCUAUCAGCAAAGUGUGCCUGAGAAGAAUGAGGAAAAGUUGUGUUUUGAAGAAUCAGUGGUGGUUGAAGGGAAUAUGCAGCAAGUCAUGCUGAAAUCUCUUUGAAUCUGGUCCAGCUCCUGCCGGACUGUGGUCAGCAAAACCUAGCCUAGGUCCAAUAAAUGCUGGUUUUAGGAUAACGUUGCUUUUGAUUUUGAAGUAGUCCAGCAGAUAAGGGAUAACAGAGUCCAGAGAAGGUCCAGAGAAGGGCCACGGUUGCCUUUCUUUGGUAACCAUGGUAGACACUUAGUGCCUUGGAUGAACAGCUCAGACAGGAAUUGAAUUUUGAACUGUUUUGUUAUUGAUGUCUGAUUCCUGCAGUUGGUUCAUCACACUGAUGUGAUAUUUCUUCACAGAGCUGCGUUGCCUACACUUGACAUACAUUUCAGUCCUGUAAAUUUGAGCUAGCAGAGAUGUGGGGAAGAAUCUCAUGGUGGUGGAAUUCCCAAUCGAAAACACUAGUGAUGGUAAUAGAGGGCUUGUUGCCAAAGGAUGGCAGGAGCUACUCAGUACUAACUGGAGGCUGGUAAGGCACCAGCUGAGGAAGCUGGAGAACACUAUUUCCAGUUUGUCCUGGUCCCAAUUUUUACACUAAAUCAUGUGAUGUUGGAAGGGCCUUCUUUUUAAUGAGAAAUUCUCUCUUUGCAGUGUUAUCCACAACAGUAUUUCUUGCUGUUGUAAUUAAAACCUUAAUCAGUUUUUAUCUAAAUGGAUUUCAGAACUGUUGACAAAUAUUUUCAUUUCUCAAAAAUCUUGGUCUCCUUUCUCAAUUCUUUUUUUCCUUCUUGGGUUUCUUCUGCUGGUCAAUUAAAGUUUCUGUGAUGAUUUUGAAAACUUUUUUGGAUAAAAAUUCAUUUAAAAAAAAAAAAAAAAAAAGCACAUGUUCUUGGAAAAUGGUUCAAUGUUAGUCCUGGUGAAAUUUAAAAAAAAAAAAAAAAAAAGCUUUUAAACUCCUCACAAGAUAUUUUUCCCCUGUUUUUGACUAGCUUUGCUAACUUUGAAGUCACUGUUUCCUUUGCCAGAACAAUCCAAAUAAUGUGACUCUUCUUAAAAUAACAGUGUUAGUUCUGUUGGGUUCGUUUUUCUUUCUCCUCUUAAAGCCGUAGUGUGGCUGCGGGAGCUGCCUGGGACUUUGCUGUGGCAACUGCAGUUUUUUUCUUUAUAAUUACUGGGGGGAAAAAAGCACAUUAUGGCAACCGCCAUGAAGAUCAAAAGAUACUUACUGAACUUUGUCACCCUUCUGGGUUUGGGGAUGGCAUUUCUUCUUAGACAUUUCUAGAAACGUUACCUGUCUUCCUCAACACUUCAAGUCUGAAUUUGCAGCAGUCAGUUGCCUAUCUGGCAUUGGGUGCUUCUGAGCAUUGUGAGAGAGAAAAGACUUAAAGCUCAUGAAAUUAUAAUGUUUGAUUGGCAUCUAGAAGGCCAAGAGAAAACCAUAACCUCAGUAGGUUUCCUGGUGGACAGUAGGGAACGGCUCUCCUUUCAUCCUGCAAGUUCUCUGCUGGGAUGUGCAAACACUACACUCAAACACUUGCAGACCACUCUGGUGUGUGCACUCGCAUGCACACGCAACGUGUUUGUGGUGCGACAACUGAGCACAAUUGUUCAGACUGUAUUAUUAAGCACUGCUGCUCAUAUCACUGGGCUUUUCUCCUGGCUGUGUGUUCCUGGUCUCCGAGCCGUUCUGUGAUUCUGUUUUAUCUAGCAGCUGGCAGCCUUGUGCAUGGCAAGGGGUUGGAAUGAGGGGAUCUUUGGGGUCCCUUCCAAUCCAAGACACUCCAUGAUUCCAUGAUACAAUUCUUUUGGCUUCAUGUUACGUGUAUAGGCAACUACCCAUGAAUUGAUCACUGGUAUUGAGAGUGGUCAGCUCAAACUUUCUUUCUGGUUUACUGCUUGUCCACAUUUCUCAUCAUGACUAGAUGAUCUUCUAGAAAAUGAGGAAGGAAACAGAAGCCCCAGGGUGGCGUUACCUUUACAUUUCAUAGACUCAUAGAACCGUUUGAGUUGGAAGGGACACUCAGAGGCCACCUGGCCCAACUCCCUGCACUGAACAGGGACACCCACAGCUCCAUCAGGUGCUCAGAGCUCCGUCCAGCCUGACCUUUAGUGUCUCUGGGAGCAGACACCACCACUUCUCUGGGCAACCUGUGCCAGUGCCUCACCACCCCUCAGUGUAGAACACCGUUUCCUUACAUACAGUCUAAAUCUCCCCUCUUACAGUUUGCAACUAUUUCCCCACGUCCUAUCAAAACAGACCCUGCCAAUGAGUCCGUCCCCUUCUUUCUUACAGCUCCCCAUUAGGUACUGCUUUCCAGGGGUCAGCAUCUUUUGCUGGGAAGAUGACACGUGGGGUCCCUUUUUUGCCUCUGCCUCUCUCUUUGCCAGAAGUGGCAAUCUUACCCUCUUUUUCCAUUUGCUUCAUGUGCACUCCUUGCAGUGGGCAUGGUUUGUUACUUACUGCACGGAGGUAUUGCAAGGCUUAGAUGGGAGUUGGAAAAACUUUUCCAGAUCUUUAGUCAAGUAGUUUUAUGCAUCCACAGUAUCAGUGGCCUGCCACAUGGAUAUCAAAGAAAAUGAUUAUAAUUAUUGCUUUUAAAAUGAUUGUGAAAUUGUGCCUUCCUUUUUCAGACGUAUUUAACCGUCUAAUUUAGAACCACAUGAUUGCAGGGAUCGUAUCAUGAAGAAAUUUGUUUGAAGGAUAGUUUGUUUGUUUUUAAAGAUUUUUUUCUUCAAAAUGAAUUUAUUAAGUUUUUUUCUUCUUUUACUGAUGUUUCUUUUCUUUUUUUUUUUUUUUUUUUUUUAAUUUUCCUCCAAUUUUAUUCCUUUAAUAUGUUUGUGUAAAAAGGGCAGCCAGCAUUUGCAUUUGCGAGAGACAGAAGAUUUUAUUUGGUCUUGUAUGCGGAGCUUUCAUUUUCUUUUAUGUUCCUUCAGGAAAAUUCCUCUUUGCCCGAUUACUCAUACUUAGAUGUCUUUAAACUCAGGCUGACCAGUGAGGGCUUUUUGUUGUUUAAUUUAGAGUGUGCUUUGCUCUGCGCUUUAUUCUGCUUUUUUAAUUAUCCAGAUAUCGGGUGCUGGGGAGGCAUUGCACAUUAAUGCAGAAUGCUAAUGCUCAUUUUCAUAGAAAAGACAAAAUUAGAGUCUCUCUCCGUCUCCAGUGCAGUUUUAUUCCUGUUUUGCGUACAACACCGAUAUUAAGCCAGACUGUAAAGGCAAAAUACUCAGUGACCUACUUCCAUUCACCAGCAAGAAGCCUUUGUCAGCUGACUGCUGUUUGUUUGUUCAUUUUUAAAUGUCGGAUUACAGAACGAGCAUCUCGCAAAGAUGAAAGAAAGCAGUGUUUUCGUGCGCAGGAAAUUUGGGGUUGCAGUAACAGAACAUUUUCUUUGUGAAUUUGGAUGUCGUGGUGUUUUAAGCCCCCGCCUGGAGCCUAAAUCAAUUUGGCCUCUCAUCCAGUUCAUCUCACUGGUGCUCCUAAAAGGCUGCAGCCCUGCAAAAGCUCAUGCAGCAUUUUUGGCCGCUUUCCCUUGCUCCCAUUUGGUACAUAUUUGCACAAUUUAACUGAGCUUUUCUUUCUGCUGAAGGUCAGAUGCAAGCGAUACGAAACACUAAACUUUAUAAACAAGCAAAGCCAUUUUAACCACAGCGUUUUGGACAAGAAUGGGUUUUUAGGUGGCGUGCUGUCUGCUGGCUUUUGGAGGGGGGGGAUCCUGAGGGUAUAUUUGCCUGAAACAGGAUGCAAAGCCACAAGCCUUGGUUUCUUAAUAAACUACUUACUGUAAUCCAGCUACGCAGUUUCAGCCUCACACUUGAGAAGCAGCUUCCAGCAGCAGUGCACGUACAGGCACUUUCCCUCUUCCUUGCAGAAAGUGAAACUUUCCCAACCAGUGCAAAUUUAACCUAUUGCAUAAGAAUCUGGAAGUUUGAUUGUUUGGGUUUUUUUCUUUUUUUUUUUUUUCUUUGCAAUUCUUUCUGUAACCUCUGUAAGCAAAGGAUGAAUAGCUUUUCUUUUUCCUUUUUUUUUUUCUUUUUUUUUGACAAGAUUAGAUGUUGCAUAUUGAUGAGCUAGCAUUUCAAAGGUCCAUGGGGCUUUGGAACGUAUUAAGAAUGUCUGAAGUUUAAUAUUCGCCACGUUUUAAAUAUUCAAGAGAAAAAAAAAAUCUGCAUAAAAUGGCUUUUGAUAAAUAUGUUCUAUGGGUUCUUCCUUGCUAUCUUACACAAGCGCUGUGGGGAUUGUGGCCGUGCCACUUUUGUUCCAAAGUGCCUUUUGUUUCAGCUUAUCAGGACCGCUCCGUUCCCAUUUGUAUGCCCAGCACUGGUCCUGGAGUCUCCUAUGGUUUCCACAGGAGCUGUGCUGCAUGCAGGUGUGGAUGCAGCAUCUCGGAGCACACAGGGCAGCUUUGCAUCCUUGGCUGUCCUCUUUUGUGAGAAGCUCAGUAUUAAGAGGAGUGAUGUUUGGAGAAAUCCUUCCUUGGGGAUGCCCUGUUUCCCAUCUCUGCUGAAAAUCUCACUGAAGCUUUAGAUUAGGAUCAGUUAGGUCUGCAUACGCUCAGCUAUUUUCCUAUAUUAUCAACAUUCUCGUUUGCCUUCUCCUUGACAUCCCAUGCUGCAAACCAUGGUGCAGGGCAACCUCCUUGGCCCUGCUCGUGUGCAGCCUUGACUUCUCCAAGUUCAAUCAGUGCCGGGUGCUUUUCCUCAGGACAGCUCUGGUUGGGCCAAGGGCAUCUCUAUGCAAAAGGUGAUUCAGCUUACAAAUAAUGUCGCUUUUUCAGAUUCACCUUUCCCAUCUCACGUAUUCCUGACAGAAGCAGGGUUUUAAAUAUUUCAUAGCAUUCUUCUUUCUUCUCCUUUUUUUGCCAGAUGCCUUGAAAACACUGUCAGAUUACGAUCUGGGCGGGAGUUUUCAGGAUCGAUUUCCUUUCCUCCUUGAUUGCAACGGUGUAGGUUUGCAUUGAGGUUUGGUGCUUGUUUUGUUUGUUCUUUUUUCUUUUUUUUUUUUUACCUUUGACAGAACAGAUGCUUUCAGUUUAUGCAGUGAAAGAUUGACUAUGAUUAGAGCUAAUCCAGGAUGGCAGGAUUGGACCCCCGCAGUGAAAUCUAGAAAAGUGAUUGCGAAAGUAUUUUGUUUCUCCUUUAUUAAUUACACAGGAAGUUUCCACAGAAGGCUCAUGUAACACUGCUGGCCUAUGUAAUAAGUAGCAGGGCCUGUAAUUACAGUCUGUCUCUGAUCCUAUCUGUGCUCUGGCUUUCUAGGCAUCGCAGUUCUAUUUACAUCUGUGUCUUUGUCACCUUUUACAUUUUUGAUUGGUCACUGAGGGAAGAACAACACAAGCCGUGAGCCCUGCAGAGGUGCAGCAGCUCUGACCAAGGGAGUCCUCUACCUUCUCAUGUAUCUGCCUGAUUUGGGACACAGAAGAGAUUUUAACCAGCAAAGGGAGCAGGCUGCAUGCCAGCUUUGUAUCUUUCAGCAUCUCAGAGUCUUUGUAGGCAUGGAAAAUCAAACCUUUUACAGGUCUUAACUAGUGUACCAUCCUGUGAGGGAGUUCAUAUACCACUAUUUCCUCGCUCUGAGCAGUUUCUACAGGAUUUCAGCAUUCUCUUCUGUAAGAUUCGAGGUUUUAUGGUUGCAAAGCAUCUUCCAGAUAUGGCAGGAGGAGAAAGAUGGCUUUUAGCUCGGCUUCUCUGUAUGAUGCUGUAACUGCUGUUAUCAGCAUAAAGCAGGAGUGGGAAUGGGGCAGCAGUGAUUUGUUCGGUACCAGAUUCCCCAGCACUGAGCUCUGGCUGGCACAGCCCUGGGCAGCCCAGCUUCUGAUCCUGAGACCUGGUGCUGAGUGAACCAGGGGGGGGCUCAGUGCUGGUCACCCCACAGUACUCCUCUUCUUUAACAGAUGCCUUCUAGAGUUAAACUACAGAAUGGUGCCCCCUAACCUUCUUCUUCAGGCACUAUUCCCAGUGCUGCGUUUGAUCAUGAGGAACGAAAACCGUUGUGCAAACCCUGUACACAGUGCAUAAAAAAAAUUAACAAUCUACUAUGGUUAUUUUCAAUGUCCAUUAUGCUGUAAUGCAGAUUGUCCCUUUCCUGCAGCUAGCACCGUUACUUAAUUAUCUUGGGUUUGACUUCAUUUAAAAAAAAAAAAAAGCUCAAUUUUUUUUAUUUUUUUCUAACUACUUCUAAGAAAGUUGAUGCUUUAAAGGAAAAAAAGAAACAACAAAACCCUUACUUUCAAACAUGGGUUUCUCAGGCUUCAAAAUUAAUAAUUUCUACACCUGACCCAGUUCUUGCAGCUGCCAAAAAAGAAAAGAGAAAGCUAUUUAAAUUUCUCAUAGAACCAUUUAUCUCUUAAAAUAUGCCAAGGCAAUUUGAGGUGGGGGUGGAGACUCAGCUAUUUAUCUCAGCAGCUUGAUUUUUCUCUUUAUGUUUCUAACUGUCAGGGGAAAAAAAACGGUAGGAAGCUAUUCUUGGGCUAUUAUUGAUGUAUUGUGUUGCCAUUAUGCAGGAUGUCUGCUUUGCUAUAUACGGAAGGACAUUAAUAAUAGCCAUCUUCCCUGCCCCCACCCUCAGUUCCUUUUAGGAAGAUGUGGUUUAAACUGGAGCAUCUGCCCUGUUCAAAUUGCUGCUCCCCCUCCCCUUCCCUCAGUCAGUUCCCAAACUAGUUUUUGGGAACAAGGCUGAAGGAAUGAGGAGAUAGGUAGAAAAAUGGCAAAUAUAACCUACUUGUGUGCUUGCUCCAGGCAAAUCAUUUCCAUGCUGUGUACCUGUCUUUCCUUCCCAUCCAUUGCCCCUAGUCUCAUUCCAAGUUCGUCAGUGCAGAAAUACCCUUCUUGCCAUUUCUGUCACACAGGGGCUGGCUGGCAGAACGGGCUCAGCAACAGACCUCAGCUUUGUGAUUACACAGCAUGCCACAUCCAGGAAUGUUGGCUUCCUCGUUGUCUCCUCUAAGCAGGAAAAUGUAUUCCCAUCCCUCCUUACCCUGGGUUUAAAACAUUGUUAGGAAACUUGAAAGGCUCAGUCCACUUGUUUAAAGGCUGAGAUGCUUGUUGUAUUUUUGGAAGCAGAGUGUAUGGUGGACAGGAAUAGUUUGAUAUUUGAAAAGUAUCCCCACUUGGGCAUUCCCCUGAGGUGCGGGAAGUCCUGUCUCCAUGGGUCUGUGCCAGAACUGUGACAGCCCAGCGAGCAAAGCCAGCUUGGAUAGGAAAAGAACUGGCCAGCCCUAUUUCAUCUGAUAGAAGAGAGGUGGAAACAAUGAACAUGGUAAAAACUUAAGGGCAUAGUUGCUCAAUUUUUUUAUUUUUUUUUUUUUCCAGUGACUACAUUUCUGCAUUUUGUGCCAAUUUUGUUGUACAGAAGCUUUGCUUUUUCAGCAUUUCUGAUGGCCAGAACCAUGUGUUCUUCCAUGAUGUCUUGCUAUGAUCCAGAGUUGUUUUGUUUUAGGCACUGAAUUCAAACAAAGUAAGAGACUCUUGUAAGGCACAUACAGGCUUUAGGACUAGCAAAUACAAUCAUGGUAUUUUCCAGUUCUGAUACUGGGAAGUUUCCAAGUAUGAAUUCAAGGUGGGAAGAAGACCUGCAUUUAGGAAAGUGCUUCGUUUUCAAAAUAAAAGAGAGACAGACAGUCACUGUUUCUUAUUGCUUUUCUAUUCUUCCUUGGUGGCAGCUUCUUUAUCAACAAUAAGGAAAAGCCAUCUUAAGAGUCACCUCAGCUAGAGCCCAGCAUAUCCUCUGCAAACGUUUGCUCUGCUUGCCGUGCUGCUGUCGCAUGUGUUUUUUUUAUUGCAGCCCUAGGGUGAGGAAAUCCUCCCAGUGAACUUGAAUCCAGGCCCACCUUUUCCUCUCCAUACCCAGUGGUGUGCAUCCAGCUGAGGGCUUGAUUCUGUCUCUGCAGUGCAAGUAUUUCAAUAGAAACAGGUGUUUCUGUCUGCCACUAGCCAUUGGUUUCUGUGCAGUGAUGAAGAUCUGCAGGGAAGGAGAUGAAGUCCUGCUCUGAGUAGGCUGUCUUUGUGCUGAAGUUUCAUUCAGGAUUAUAUGAGAUAAGAGCAUAGCCAAAGGUUGUGGUUUGUGUUUCAGCUUUGUUGAGAUGGUACCCAAUGAAAACACAGAACUGAGGCACUUCUUUACAUCUGCCAAUAUCUCAGUGACAGCUCUGUAUGGAUAGGAAACCUAUUCCAACUGGCAAAGGAACAUUUUCUGCCUUGUCCUCUGAGCCUGAGUUAGUUCUUUGCUCGACCCAUCUAAAAUGUAGUAUUACUAAUGUGCCCAAUGACCAAGUAGCAAAGCACUUGACAAGCACCUAAGUAGCACAACCAGAAAGAUGAGGAGAAGGCUGUUAACAGUUUCGUUUACAAAAAGUAUAUUCCUCUUUCUUCACUAUGUGCCUUUCUAAUUACCUGCAGAGAAAUAACCCUGUUACCAAGCAGAGAUGGAAAUUAUGGGAACGAUAUAGAACAGAAGUGGUUAAUUUUGAGCAUCUGUUCUCCAUUGGGAUAAGUAAAGCUUAUUCUCUUGGUUAACACACCACCUUGUCUGGUAGAUAGCUGCUCAGUACGGAGGUACAUGGGUGUAUCUCCUUAUAAGUCUCAAUCUUACCAGAUUGUCUUAUCUGCUCUCCCUCUGGAGAAUUUGAACUAAGUUUUGGUAGAGAUAGAGGCAGAGCAAAGUUAUGCUUGGACUUUCUCUUGAUCUUGCUAGACAUGAUGUGCCUCCAUGGGAAUUCAGCUUCCUUAAAGGUCCUGUAAUUUCCCCAGCCACAGCUUGUAUUUUGGACUGCCAGAAAGUCUGGAGAGCAGCUUCCAGGUGCCUACCUUCCAGUCAGUCAACUGAGACCGGGAGUCCUGAUUCUCUUGGCUAAAUGGCCCAUGCAGAUCUGUUUAGCUCUCCCAGACUGCAAGGAAGGCAUGCCCUUGGAACGUCUUUGCCCUGUGUUGCUUCUGUGCUUUGGCUGUCCCUGCUAACUGCAGACCUGUCUGCCCUGGGGUUCACCGGUGAUGUUGUUUAUUGGCUGUGUAUUAAUUCAUGGGAGAUGAUUAGGCCAGGUGCAAGGUGAUAUUUCAGCUCUAUGGUAGCAGUUGGUCUAGCCCUGGAGGCAGAGCAGGUUUUGUGUCAUUUCCGUUGUUGCAGCUGGGAGGGGAGCGUGGCUGGUCACACUUCUUGUUCUGCAUUGGCAGAGGCUCUCAGAGGUAUGGGAAGCAUCUUCCUUUGAAAUGUGAAUCACUAGCCUGGGUAUCUGGGCAAGAGAGGGACAUUCCCUAGACGUGAGGGGUGCCUUCUUGCUGCAAACUCCAUGCCCUCAGACCCUAAUGAAGUAACAUUACUUGAGCUGUUAGGACUGGUCUCCUAUCUGUCAGAGCACGGGGGAAACAGAGUUUUUUCCCCCUUGCUGAGCACAAGCAUCCCCCCCAGCCCAUGAGGGGCCCAAUCCUUCUGUCGUGGGAGUUUUCACAAAUCCUGCAGGUUGCUGAGUGCAUGUCCUAUAAGAUGCUGAGCACCCUCCCUUCUCACUGAACCCUUCAGGCCACUCGUCUCCUUCACUGACUACUUCAGCAGGGCUUUGAGGGCACUCAGGAAAUGCAAUCAGCACCUUACAGGAUCGGUCUGCUAGGUAAUAUAUGAAGUUUUUCCUCUGGUAACUUGUGUGCAUGAAUUGAAAACCAUGUAUUCCAGUUUGUUCUGAGGACAGAUACAGCAUAUACACAUUUUCUAUAUUUAUAAAUAUAUAUAGAUAUAUAUAUUUUGUUCUCAGCUAGUUACCUCUUCUAAACUGCAAUUUUCAGAGCAACCAGCGUGUAUUUUUUAUUCAACACAUAAAAUGACUUUUUACUGUAAGAGAAUGAAAGCUGUUUUAAGCAUGUGUUUUCUGUAUUUUUAUUAUGCAUUAUCCAAUUAUAUUGAGAUGUAUUUUCCUCUUUGCUCUGCUCUUUCAGUUGUUAUCCUUAUUUUAUCAGUUAUGCUUUUCUAAUGUUUUGUAAGGGAAAAUAAAUAUGCAAAAUCGCCAGAUGCCUUUUUUUCUUUGCAGAAGAAGUAUCACAAAUGCUUUUUUAUUACGUUUUACCAAUCCAAUAAAAUCCUUAUAAAUUUCA
Centrocercus urophasianus (Greater sage-grouse) is the source of this 16692-nucleotide messenger RNA. RefSeq names its product LIM domain containing preferred translocation partner in lipoma (gene LPP). The record is from RefSeq and is a predicted model, not a curated record. NCBI's taxonomy places the organism in Eukaryota, Metazoa, Chordata, Aves, Galliformes, Phasianidae. Gene Ontology annotation, cellular component: stress fiber; focal adhesion. Gene Ontology annotation, biological process: cell-cell adhesion. The transcript is spliced from 13 exons. Bases 385 to 2199 code for a protein of 604 amino acids.